AUGGAGUAUGGUCUUGUGCAGCGUCGUUCGCAUGGGGACGCUGUUGGUGGUAAUGUUAGUUACAGUGCUCAUAACGAGCGUGCUACUAAUGGUCGUGCUGGUGCUGAUCUUGUUGGUGACAGUGGUCGUGGGGGUCACGGGGCCCGUCUGAAGGCGGUUUCUUUUGAGUCGACUCAAAAGUCAUGUGACAGUGGUCGUGGGGGUCAUGGGGACUGUCUGAAGGCGGUUUCGUCGGUGUUUGGCCGCGCGUUUGAAACGGCAGCUCGCACUGCUGGCAUGAGGAACCUCAAGAUGUGGCAGUAUCAGGUAACGGAAAGGGCGUGUGAUGCGGGCAUGGCAGUGAUGCAUGUGGUGGCGCAAGGGGACGAGGGCGCGCAUGUGCGCACCGGCUUGCUCGUGGGCCAUCGAUUGGGGGAUGUGAGCCUUCUGGAGCUCACGGAUCAGGAGGAGACGCCUAGCACCACUCGCCCCACCACCCUCCAGCACCACUGGCCUGUGCUUCUUUCCUCAGGCAGCUCCAUUUCCACAUCCGGGCAGCGGGUCGCAACUUAUGAUCUGCCCAGGCCCCCUCCGCCUCCGGCCUUCUCAAGCUUGCACUCCCUCUUUCUGGGCUCGGAUGUUACGAGCAUACGCACGCUUCCUUGGGGCAGCAGAGCGAUUGGAGAUUCUGGUGUUGCUGCGGGCAGCUGUGCAGCCAUCACGACUCUAGGCACGGGGGGGCACCCGGCCCGUGUGUUGCUCGCUGCACUCGACGUCGCAGACUCUUCUGGUGGUGGUCCAACUCGUGGAGGCACAUCUGGUGCCAAUGGUGCCGCAGCUGGUGCUGGUGUUGCUAGCGCGGCUGGUGCGGGUGUUUCAAGAGGUGGUGGAAGUGGCAGGAGAGGGAGCAGCAGGCAGCGCCUUCUUCAUUGGCAAGUGGAGAGGCAGUUUGAGUUGCCGGGCAGCGUAUGGGCGUGUGAAUGCUCGCCGAAGCAAGGGGAGAUUGGAGUGGGCACGUCCCUGGGAUUGCGGCUGCUGCACGUGGAGACGGGGCAGAGGACAGUCCUGUGCCACAGCAACAGUGACGUGCUAGCGCUGCAGGUCACAGGGGAGGGCAGCACCUACCUGGCUGGUUUCCGCAACGGAGCCAUUGCCACCAUCGACAUGCGCGCACCCCUGCCCACCUCAGCCAAGCAGCUCCCACCACCGCCGCUCAGGCACCCAGCGGAUCGGAGGGGGCUGGGGGGUGGCAGGAGGGGCAAGAAGGGUGCAGCAGGGGAGGUGAAUGAGUAUUACUGCAGCCACCAGCGGGUCAUGCGCAUGCCUUCUGCUGUAUCUGGCAUGCAGGCAAUGAAGCAGAGUGAUUUCUACCUCUUCGCAUCCUCCUUUGAUGGAUCCUUGUUUCAAUGGGACCUCCGCUCUUCGGCGACGCCCCUACGCCAGUUGCAGGGCCACAGAAACUCGCACUUCCACCUGCCACUGCUGCUUGACCCCUCAGAGAACUUCAUAUGUGCACCUGGAAAUGAUUAUGAAGCUCGCAUAUGGAGUGUUUCAACUGGUGCCUUGCUGUCAGCGGCUCACCUCCCUGGUCAUGCUACUGCUGCUCUUUGGCCUUGUACAUCUGGUUCUGAAAAUGGUCUCGGAAGCUCUCCCUUAGAAUCACAACUAUCGCUUCUAUCUGGAACCGCAUCUCAGCAGCAGUCACUCAGCUCUCGCUCUCUCGUCGUUCCCAAGCUCGCAUGGCAGCAGCAGCAGCAGCAACGUCAACGGCAGAGAUUUCUCGGUUCGUCGACUGAAACGGCGGCUGGGAGGGCGACGACGCUGACAGCGACUUUGGCGUCGGAGAGCGAGGCCGCAAAGGCGGGCGCGACGCCAGCGAAUUCAGGAGAAUCGAGGCUCGCGAAGGUGCCCAUCGAGCGAAUCCGCAACUUCAGCAUCAUCGCGCACAUCGACCACGGCAAGUCGACCCUGGCGGACAAGCUGCUCGAGACGACGGGCACGGUGCAGGCGCGCGAGAUGAAGGAGCAGUUUCUCGAUAACAUGGAGCUGGAGAGAGAGCGAGGGAUCACGAUCAAACUGCAGGCAGCGCGCAUGCGGCAUGUAUCAAGGGUGGAUGGCAAGGCGUACUGUCUGAAUCUCAUUGACACGCCCGGCCAUGUGGACUUCAGCUACGAGGUGUCCCGCUCACUGGCUGCCUGCGAGGGAGCGCUGCUCGUGGUGGACGCGUCUCAGGGCGUGGAGGCACAGACGCUGGCAAACGUGUACCUGGCAAUUGAAGGGAACCUGGAAAUCAUUCCGGUGCUCAACAAGAUUGAUCUCCCAGGGGCGGACCCGGAACGAGUACGGGCGGAGGUGGAGGAGGUGGUGGGGCUGGACGCGUCAGACGCCAUCCUGUGUUCCGCCAAAGAGGGAGUGGGCAUUCAGGACAUCCUCGAGUCCAUCAUUGCCAAAGUGCCGCCCCCUGCUCCCACCAGAGACCAGCCCCUGCGCUGCCUCAUCUUUGACAGCUACUACGACCCAUACCGGGGGGUGAUAGUGUACUUCCGAGUGGUGGAUGGCGAGGUGCGCAAGGGCGACAGCGUGCGCUUCAUGGCGAGUGGCAAGCAGUACGAGGUGGACGAGCUGGGGGUGCUCUCGCCCACGCAGAUGCCUGUUGACUGCCUCUAUGCUGGCGAGUGGCAAGCAGUACGAGGUGGUGGACGACCUGGGGGUGCUGUCACCCGCGCAGAUGCCCGUCGAUUGCUUGUAUGCUGGCGAGGUGAGGCACUUGAUGCUGUGGUGGUGGUGAACAUGGGGAGGUGUGGGUGCUUGAGGGCAUACGCCAAGCAGUACGAGGUGGUGGACGAGCUGGGGGUGCUGUCGCCCACGCAGAUGCCCGUGGAUUGCCUCUAUGCUGGCGAGGGGGGGUAUCUCGCAGCGUCCAUUCGCCAAGUGGCAGACGCGAGGGUGGGAGACACAAUCACCCACGCAGGGGGAGCGGGCAAGGGUGGCCCACCGGCCAAGGAGGGGUUGCCCGGGUACAGGGAGGCGGUGUCGAUGGUGUUCUGCGGGCCAAACGUGGGGUAUCUUGCAGCGUCCAUUCGCCAAGUGGCAGAUGCGAGGGUGGGAGACACAAUCACCCACGCAGGGGGAGCGGGCAAGGGUGGCCCACCGGCCAAGGAGGGGUUGCCCGGGUACAGGGAGGCGGUGUCGAUGGUGUUCUGCGGGCCAAACGUGGGGUAUCUUGCAGCGUCCAUUCGCCAAGUGGCAGAUGCGAGGGUGGGAGACACAAUCACCCACGCAGGGGGAGCGGGCAAGGGUGGCCCACCGGCCAAGGAGGGGUUGCCCGGGUACAGGGAGGCGGUGUCGAUGGUGUUCUGCGGGCCAAACGUGGGGUAUCUUGCAGCGUCCAUUCGCCAAGUGGCAGAUGCGAGGGUGGGAGACACAAUCACCCACGCAGGGGGAGCGGGCAAGGGUGGCCCACCGGCCAAGGAGGGGUUGCCCGGGUACAGGGAGGCGGUGUCGAUGGUGUUCUGCGGGCCAAACGUGGGGUAUCUUGCAGCGUCCAUUCGCCAAGUGGCAGAUGCGAGGGUGGGAGACACAAUCACCCACGCAGGGGGAGCGGGCAAGGGUGGCCCACCGGCCAAGGAGGGGUUGCCCGGGUACAGGGAGGCGGUGUCGAUGGUGUUCUGCGGGCCAAACGUGGGGUAUCUUGCAGCGUCCAUUCGCCAAGUGGCAGAUGCGAGGGUGGGAGACACAAUCACCCACGCAGGGGGAGCGGGCAAGGGUGGCCCACCGGCCAAGGAGGGGUUGCCCGGGUACAGGGAGGCGGUGUCGAUGGUGUUCUGCGGGCCAAACGUGGGGUAUCUUGCAGCGUCCAUUCGCCAAGUGGCAGAUGCGAGGGUGGGAGACACAAUCACCCACGCAGGGGGAGCGGGCAAGGGUGGCCCACCGGCCAAGGAGGGGUUGCCCGGGUACAGGGAGGCGGUGUCGAUGGUGUUCUGCGGGCCAAACGUGGGGUAUCUUGCAGCGUCCAUUCGCCAAGUGGCAGAUGCGAGGGUGGGAGACACAAUCACCCACGCAGGGGGAGCGGGCAAGGGUGGCCCACCGGCCAAGGAGGGGUUGCCCGGGUACAGGGAGGCGGUGCCGAUGGUGUUCUGCGGGCUCUUCCCCAUCGACGCCGACCAGUUCCCCUCCUUGAGAGAAGCGCUGGAGAAACUGCAACUGAAUGAUGCGGCACUAAAGUUCCCCUCCUUGAGAGAAGCGCUGGAGAAGCUGCAACUCAAUGACGCAGCACUACAGUUUGAGCCGGAGAGCAGCAGCGCCAUGGGCUUUGGCUUCCGCUGUGGCUUCCUGGGUCUGCUGCACAUGGACGUGGUGCAGGUGAGGGGAGAUAGGCAUAGUGGCAUGCUGGCAUGGCACCCACAUUCUCCCUCCCUGCUUCCUCCUUGCCACACCUUACAGGAGCGACUAGAGCAAGAGUACGAGCUGUACCUGAUCACAACUGCCCCCAGCGUGGUGCACCGUGUGGUGAAGUGCGACGGGUUGCUCAUGCGUCAAGCACUCACAUUCUGCCUCCCUCUCCCCCUCUCCCGCACCUCUCAGGAACGCUUGGAGCGAGAGUACAGCCUUGAUCUGAUCACAACCGCUCCCAGCGUCGUGUACCGAGUGGUGAAGCGGGACGGGUCGGUGGUGGAGUGUUCCAACCCCGCUGACAUGCCGGAUGCCUCUGUGCGCACUGAGAUCCAGGAGCCCUACGUGCGGGAGCCCUACGUGCGGCUGGACCUCCUGGCCCCCAAGGAGUACAUCGGCACUCUCAUGGACCUGAGACAGGAGAGGCGGGGAGAGGCGGAAGAUGCUCCCUGGCAUGCCCGCUCCCUCCGCUCAUUGAGAGGUGGAAGAUGCUCCCUGGCAUGCCCGCUCCCUCCGCUCAUUGUUCUUCCAACCACCACCACCCCUCUCCAGCUGGACAUUCUGACUCCCAAGGAGUACAUCGGCACUCUCAUGGAUUUGGCUCAGGAGAGGAGAGGUGGAAGAUGCUUCCUGGCAUGCCCGCUCCCUCCGCUCAUUGUUCUUCCAACCACCACCACCCCUCUCCAGCUGGAUAUUCUGACUCCCAAGGAGUACAUCGGCACUCUCAUGGAUUUGGCUCAGGAGAGGCGCGGAGAGUUUGUGGAGAUGAAGUAUGUCACCGAGUCGCGCACCACUCUGUCCUAUGACACCCCUCUGGGCGAGGUGGUGGGGGAUUUCUUUGACCAGCUGAAGUCUCGCACCAAGGGUUACGCCAGCAUGGAGUAUAAAGUCAUCGGGUACCACAGAGGCAACCUGGUGAAGAUGGACAUUCAUGUUACAGCUCCUACCCAUACCGCCCCACCCCAUCCCCACCCACCCCAUCCCACCCCAUCCUGCCCCACCCCAUCCCACCCCACCCCGCCCCACCCCACCUCACUCCACUGCUUGUCCUGCAGGUACCGCAAGAGCAAUUUGGUGAAGAUGGACAUUCAGCUCAAUGGGGAAAUCGUGGAGCCGUUGUCGGCCAUUGUGCACCAGGAAAAGGUGCGCUCAGUGUUCAAAAUCCCCAUCCAGGCAUCCAUGCAUGAUGGUGUGCUGGUUGCAGGUGGUGACAUUUCCCGAAAGAAGAAAUUGUUGAAGAAGCAAGCAGCGGGGAAGAAGAGAAUGAAAGCGCUUGGACGAGUUGAGGUGCCUCAAGAUGCCUUCAUGGCUGUGCUUAGACUUGAGAAAGAAAGCUUGUGA
This is a messenger RNA of Closterium sp. NIES-65, 5712 nucleotides long. Lineage: Eukaryota; Viridiplantae; Streptophyta; Zygnematophyceae; Desmidiales; Closteriaceae. The record is from the annotation of a GenBank genome assembly.